AUGAAAACUGAAAAUUUCCUCAAGUACGGCGCUCCUUUGUACAACUUGAAAAGUACUCGCGCUCAUUCAGAAGUCCAACCGCAGAGUGUCGGCAACAGCAAUCUGAAAAACUUCACAUCUUCGUUGACAAACGAGAACUUGCGUAAUCUGUCGCAGAACCGCGGUUCCGGCUAUUCCGAUAGGGAGAGCAUCUGCAGCUUGAGCAGCGCCGGUGGUCGGAUCAAGAGGCGAUCGAGAAAUUUCUCGAUGAAGUCCUCGAAGGGCAUCAGCAAGAAGAGCAAAACGAUGGAUUAUACAAACUAUGCUUAUAACGAGGCGGUGGGUCGCCUAAAGGUAAUGUUGGCCGAUAGCUCCUAUGCGGCCACGCCCAAAAUGGUCGGUAGUGCGGCGGCCUAUUUGCGCAACUUCAACGAGGACUCAGGCGAUAAUUUCUCGGACAAUUUGUCGGUCAUUGAGCGACCCGUUUUCUCGGACAUUUCCAAGUAUUUGUCGCCCAGCCAGAAGACGCGCAUCAGCACCUAUCGUCCCAAGAAGAGCUAUGGCUCUGGCUAUCUCUCCGCUUCCAAGGAGAAUCUAGCCACGACACCGGUUCUGUAUCCAAGCAAUGUGCCAGCGCCUACUCUGCCCACGGAUAGCGUUCAAGCGCCAGUCGAGAUCUUCAAUUUUAUUGAGAAGCAGGAGGAUUACAUUGAACAGCUGGAGAAGGAGUCUAAGUACUGUCGCAACGAGCUGACAAAUUUGCUGGGUAAGGUGAAGGAUGUGAUCAACGAGAAUGAGCAUCUCACGGAGAAUGCGCGCAGCGAGCUGGCUGCACUGGGCAGUGGCACAUCCAAGCUUCCACAGAUCCCCACUACAAGCACCCCCUCCUCGGAUAGCGAUGAGCAUCUGCUCUUUGCGGCCGGCCGCAAGACACCAGGCACGCCACGCAAGAGCAACCCGAAGGUGCCAUCUCCGCGCUACGCCAGUGCGCCGAACAUUGUCUACGAGGCACGCAUCAGCGAACUGGAGGCGGAGCUGAUGCAGGCCAACAUUGAUCUGAAACGCGUCCGGGCCGAGAAUGAGGAACUGAAGCGCAAGCUGGCCCACACGGAUCCCCUCAGUGCUGUGGCCACCUUGGGCAGCGUCAACUGUGAGACGCAUCGCAAGCAGCUGGAGCUGCUGCAGCAGGAUAAAACAAACCUGGAGGAAUCUGUGCGCCAGUUACAGCGCCUGUUGGAUGAGGCCAAGUCACAGCAACACAACAGCGCUAGCUCCAAGCGAUAUAUAACUGACCUGGUGCAAAUGGAGCGCUCUCAGGCUGAGCUGGAGGUACGCCAUCUUAGGGAUGAGCUUGACAGGCAGCACGAGCGCGUCCGAGAACUGCAACAUGAGAUGGCACGACGCUUGGCCGAUGAGCGAGCGAAUGCGGAGCGCCGCUACAACAGCCAAGUGGAUCAGCUGGGCGGUGACCUGAGCAGCCAGUGGGAGCAGGUGGCCAAACUGCAGCUGGAGCUGGAGCGGCAAAAGCGCUACGAAACGGAUCUCAAACGCGAUGUGGCCAAUCGAAAUUCGCAAAUAGACGAGUUGAAGAUGGAAUUGCGCGCCAAUCGUACUACUUUCCUGGCAGACAUGGCUCAGGCCAAUGCGGAGAAGCAAUCGCUCGAGCAGGAGAUUACCGCGCUGCGCCUACAGCUAGACCGUGCUGCACGGGAGACCAAGACGGAGGCGUCUCGGCUUACGGCGGAGAUCAAUUCGCUGCGCCAACGUCUGGAUCGUGGCGAUGCGGAUCUGCUGCACUCGAAGCGCGAGGUCUUACGCCUUAACGAUGACAUUGCAAAUCUGGAGAAGGAGCUGGCUUACGGUGAGCUGAAGAACGAGAUACGACCCACCAAAAAAGAUUUGGAUAAACGCAUUUCAGAGAUGCAGGAUAAGCAUGCGGAAACGGUAAAUGAGCUCGAAGAAAUGAUAAACUCUCAGAAGCAACUCAUGGAUAAACUGACGAACGAGUGUAAAACGUUAACCGGCAAAUUAGAGGAUACAACUUAUAAGCACAAAGAGGAAAUAUCUGCUUUACAAUCGAAUCUAGAGUAUUUGUCAAAUCGCAUGUUAAGCAAUGAAGAGCAUAUGAGUAAAUUAGAUACCACACCACAUGAUUAUACUAGCUUAGGCGCAGGCAAAGCCGCGUACGACUACGAGCCGUCCACAUAUGGCACAACAAUUGAACCUAUGCAAAGCACCCCACAACUACACAACAACAACGCUGACCGCGACUACAGCAAGCCGAGUGCAAGUGCCUAUGGCUACGAUGCAUCAGCGGCAACAGCAGCAUCAGCAGCAACAGCAACAGCAGCAGCAGCAACAGUUGCCGACAGCAACGCAGCUGCUGGCGCAGCUGCAACAGCACGCAGAAGCAGCAACAGCAAUGGUAGCGCCAGCCUACUGCCCGACAGCAGCCGCAGUUAUGGACUCAACGAUAACGAUGACGAAAAUCUCAAGGACAACCUUGGCAUGGGCGAAAAGCAGCAGCAACAGCAGCAGCAACAUCAACAGCAACAACAAGAAGUGGAGCAACAACGCGAGCGACAGCGCGAACGCGAGGAGCGAGAUCGGGAGCUGCAACAGCUGCGCGAGCAACGCGAAAAGCGAGAACGGGAACGCGAGCAAACGGAACAGCAGCAGGCGCAGCUCAACCGGCGGUACAGCAAUGCCGAGCCAGAGCAACUGCAACAGCAACCACUUGGAGAUGCCAGCGUCUCCAAUGCCGACAGCGCCAAUCUCGCUGCCUACAACACAGACUACAGCGCCUACGAUCAACAGCAAUAUGAUGUCAGUGGCUAUGAUGCCAGCGCCUAUGCCCAGCAGCCAUACGAUGAUCAGCAGUAUGGCUACGAUGCCAACGCCGGCUACGACUACAGUGCCGGCGACUAUGCGCAGUCCGGAUAUCAGUAUGAUGCCUCGCCAGAUCCGCAACGGAGUACACGCGAUCGCCACCGCCGACAACGACAACAACGACGACGCCAGCGACAAGUGCCACAUCAUCAACAGCCCCUGUUGGAGUUGCCGGCGUCGGUUCUGUGCCCGUACCAACAGCGAGCCGUGCACAAUCGCGCCCGAGCAGCGGCACUGUGGGGCCAGCAGCUACAGCUGGAGGCAUCGGCGGCGGCAGAUCCGCUGUGUCACAACAGUCUGCCACGCCAGCCGCCGGCAAGAAGUAGCUGGAGUCCCGAGUCGAACGAUCGCACGCCAAUCGAUCCGCUGCAGCUGGAGUUCGGCAUUAGCAGUCCCAGUCUGAUGCGCUCCAGCGAUGCCUCCAAUCUAGAUGACGACGACUCUUGUGCCGAUUUGAGUGAAACCUUCGUCCUGCAGGCAGCGGACUCCGAUGCCAGCCUAUCACCAGCACACACCACCAUUGUCACUGUACGCCGAGCAAGUGCACCGGCGGAGGUGCAACAGGCACAGAAUCUCAACGAGACUGUAAUCAUUGAGGGGCAGCCGGAGCGGAGUAUAGGUGAAAUUGCCAACCGAAACGUCGAUUAUUGAGCGUGACUAUCGUG
This is a messenger RNA of Drosophila novamexicana, 3533 nucleotides long. Its product is annotated as serologically defined colon cancer antigen 8 homolog. Bases 1 to 3519 code for a protein of 1172 amino acids. Gene Ontology annotation, cellular component: centriole; centrosome. The transcript is spliced from 9 exons. The record is from RefSeq and is a predicted model, not a curated record. NCBI's taxonomy places the organism in Eukaryota, Metazoa, Arthropoda, Insecta, Diptera, Drosophilidae. Gene Ontology annotation, biological process: centrosome cycle; neuron migration; establishment of cell polarity.